CCCAGCGGACGUCCACCUCCUCCCUGCUCUCCUCGCCGCCACCUCCCACCGGUCUCCGCCGUCGCCUUCCUCUCCAUCGUCACCGGCAUCGGUCUUCUCCUCCAAUCUCCUCAGGAGUCUCAAUCGGUGGUGGGAGGCUUGGAGCGUUCGAACAGGGAAGUUUAGAUCCGAGCCGAAUAAGGAAGUUUAGACGAUAGCUAGGGGCUGAAUCCAGAAAGUGUGAUUGUUCUUAUCCAAUUACAAGGGAAAAGAAACGGAGAAUUAGGGUUAGGGUUUUGGUGCCUAGCGCUGGUCCCGUGACUCCAAUCCCUUGGUCUCUUCUUGGUCCAAAAUGACGACGAUCGUGGCUACCUCAGAGGAAGAUCCGGUGCUCGCUGUCGUUCGAUUCACGUCGGAGCUUGCCUGGGCUGAUGCAGGCCCCGAGGUUGCAGAACCUCAGGUGACAAGACUUUACAUUGAAGCCCAAGAUUGUAUGGUUAUGAAUAGAUGGUUGGAUCUGGCAUCUUUACUGCUUACUUCAGCAGACUUGAUUGUGUCACGAGUGUCAGAGAAAGACCUGGAAUGUAUUUUCAGCGUUAUCUGCAAUCUUGUCACAAGAGCUAGUACUCCUGAUGAAGAACUAGAGAUGGCCAAGCUUAUUUCAGCAAAAGUUGUACAGCAUCCAAAUGAUAAACCUGUUUGGCGCCUGAAGAUUUUGUUCAAUUUGUACAAUCUGCUAGAGAAUGCCCACAGCAGGUUCCUUGUCUACAGCAAAGCACUUAAUUUGGCAGCCCGUGGAAAAGUUACUGAAAGCAUUAUACCUUCUUUCAAAAAGAUAGAUAGUUUUCUGCAAGAGUGGAAUAUUGGAAAAACAGACCAAAGGGAGCUUUUCCUCACCAUCUUGAACGUUUUAAAGGACAAGAGCAUGGUCAAAGAUUCUUUUGCUUUUCUGACCAAGUAUUUAGCUACUUUUUCUGGUACUGGUGACGAGUCAUAUGCGAUGAAUGAGGCCAAAGAGGAAGCCGUGCGGGCUGUUAUAGAGUUUGUGAAGUCCCCAGACAUUGUUCAGUGUGAUCUGCUAGAUAUGCCUGCUGUUGGGCAGCUGGAAAAGGAUGGAAAGCAUGCAUUGGUUUACCAGCUAUUGAAGAUCUUUCUCACUCAAAGGCUUGAUGCCUAUCUAGAUUUUCAUGCUGCAAAUUCUACUUUACUUAAAAGCUAUGGUCUGGUUCACGAAGACUGCAUAACGAAGAUGAGGUUGAUGUCAUUGCUAGACUUAAGUUCCAACGAGUCUGGUGAAAUUCCAUAUUCUGUCAUCAAGGACACACUUCGGAUCACAGAUGAGGAGGUAGAAUAUUGGGUUGUCAAAGCAAUUACCUCCAAACUUUUGGACUGUAAGAUGGAUCAGAUGAAUCAAAUAGUGGUCGUGAGCCGACAUACAGAGAGAGUUUUUGGACUAUCACAGUGGCAAUCUCUCCGUUCCAAGCUUGGAGCUUGGAGGGGCAAUAUUGCCAAUGCCAUCAGCACUAUCAAGGCUAACAAGAUAUCUGAAGAAGGACUACAGGCAAUGCAAGGAUUGGUGAUUCGCUGAAGUUUGUCAACGUCACGAGCAAUGAAAAGUAUCAAGCAAUUGGUGAGAUACUUCAUUUGAUUUAAGACAGUGAAAGGGCAUGCUAUCUGCCAAACAAGCCCCUCCAAUGAAAUCCAACGGGUUUCUGUAACACUUGAUUUUUUUUUUUUUGGGUUAUCGUAUAUUUGCUGAAUUCUUGUCAUGUAGACCUUUAAAUGAUCUGAUAACAGUGCAGAUUUGUCUACAAGAUUAUUUCAGUCAUGACCCAAUGAGCACAGAAUGUAAUCUAGAAAUCAUGGAAUUGAUUUUUUUUUCCUAUUUUUUUUCCUAUAUAUUGCAGGCAUUGCUGAUGAUAAUCCAUGUUUGAAUGUUCUGUAUCUUGAUACCUCAUAAUGGUUGAGUCCUGUAAAGCACAUUUGUUAUUUAGUACAAGAGCACCAAACCUCAAGUUAGCCAGCUCAAA
Elaeis guineensis (African oil palm) is the source of this 2009-nucleotide messenger RNA. Lineage: Eukaryota; Viridiplantae; Streptophyta; Magnoliopsida; Arecales; Arecaceae. The record is from RefSeq and is a predicted model, not a curated record.